AUGGUAUGGAGGAACGAGUUUAAAUGUUCAUAUCAACCAAUUAAUACUAAUUUACCUCUUUAUAAUUUACCUGAUAACAAGAGACGAUUUCCUUUUAAGAGUGUUGUCAUAUCUAAAGAAGUUAUAUCUAUAAAAAAUAAUAAAUUUUUAUCAAUUGAAAAAAAAGAAAAAAUUUGGAUAACUCUUCUUGAUGAUUGGAAGGAUUAUUAUACUAAUAAUUUUGACUUAAUUAGAACAUUAUGCAGAAAAGGAAUUCCUCAAACUGUUAGAGGAAUCAUUUGGUUAAAUUUAAUAAAAAUUAAUGAUAAUUUAAAUUUGCAUACAUAUGAAAAUAUGAAUGGUGAUCCCAAAAGUACCUAUGAAAUUUCAAAAGAUCUCAAUAGGCAGUACCCAAAUCAUGAAAUGUUCUCAAAUAAUAGUCCUUAUGGUGAACAAGGUCAACGUAAUCUUUUUAAUAUUCUUAAAGCUUAUACAAUUAUAUUUCCUGAAAAAGGAUAUUGUCAGGCACAAGCUCCAAUAGCAGCAUUAUUACUUAUACAAACACCUCCUGAAGAUGCUUUUAAAUUAUUUAUUGGAAUUUGCGAUACCAUUGCAAAGGAUUAUUAUUCUGAUAAUUUAGAUCGUUUACAAAGAGAAGGAAAAAUAUUAAAAUCGUUACUGAAACUUCAUUUACCAAAUAUUUAUCAUUUAUUUGAGAAACAUGAUGUUGAACCAGAACUAUAUAUGGUUGAAUGGUUUUUAUGUCUUUAUUCAAGAACAUUUCCUAUUGAUGUUGUUUUUAGAUUAUGGGAUAUUUUAUUUUGCGAAGGACACAAAAUUAUCUUCAAAACAGCUCUUGUUUUAAUAAAACAUAUUUUUAUGAAAAAAAUUCACAAUCCUGAUACACUUACUAUAUUACAAAGGCUUAAAAAAAUUCCAGAAUAUCUCAAUAAUGGUGAUUAUUUGAUAUCAGAAAUAUCAAAAACUAAAAUUGAACAUUAUGAAUUAAUACAUGUGCAUUAUAAUAUGUAA
Molecule: messenger RNA, 1011 nt
Organism: Strongyloides ratti
Lineage: Eukaryota; Metazoa; Nematoda; Chromadorea; Rhabditida; Strongyloididae
Product: RE26521p
Exons: 3
Coding region: 1-1011 (336 amino acids)
Source: RefSeq, a predicted model, not a curated record